AUUAAAACUGCGGCCACACUGAACGGUACACCCACCACUGACUGACUGAAAAGAAAAAAAAAAAAGAUUGCGACAAAAUCAUUUCCAAGCAAAAUGUCUCGACAAGCCUCCCGAUUAGACGCAAAGAAAGUGAACUCGGAGUUCCUCACGCUCACCUAUGGCGCCUUGGUCACCCAGAUGCUGCGCGACUUUGAGAACGUGGACGAUGUGAACAAACAGCUGGAGCGCAUCGGCUACAACAUGGGCAUGCGUCUAAUCGAGGACUUUCUGGCUCGCACCUCAUCACCCCGCUGCCUGGAGCUGCGUGAGACAGCGGAUCGCAUUCAACAGGCGUUCCGCAUCUACUUGAAUGUGCAGCCCACAAUCUCAAAUUGGUCGCCAGCCUCCGAUGAAUUCUCGCUCCUCUUCGACUCCAAUCCGUUGACAGAGUUCGUUGAGCUGCCCGCCGAUUUGGCAAAUUUGCGCUACAGCGCCAUACUCAGUGGCUGCAUACGUGGUGCUCUCGAAAUGGUUCAGCUGGAGGUGCAAUGUUGGUUUGUCCAGGAUCAGCUGAAGGGCGACAAUGUGACGGAGUUGCGUGUUAAGUUCGUGCGACGUCUAGAGGAAGCCAUACCAGCUGGCGAGGAUUAGAACGAGAAGACAAAGAGAAGAGAUAGUUUGUUUUUUUUUAAAUGUUGUUCGUGAUGUUAGGGCGUACAAAACAAAUUGUGAGAAAGAAAAAACAAAAAAAAUAACAGCAGCAGCAGCAUAAAACAACAAUUAGAAAACAACAAGUGUUUAGUUUGUAUUUUUAUUCGACUUUAUACAAAUUCCAAUAUUAUAUAGAAUAUAUAUAGAUAUUAUAUAAACAUAAAGCAUUAAAAACAAAAACAUUGUGUUACAAAUUGUUUAAGCAUUAGACGAAAGCAGUUUUUGAUGUAUUCAAAUUAAUCAUUUUUUAUUAUGAUACCCGAUACCCAGAGGCUGAAACUUCUAUUGCGUCCGUCUGUCUGUCCCGUUUGCACAAACACAAAUAUCCCAGGGACUUUAAGAAUUAAAGCUUCGAUUUUUGAUAUGCAGCUCAAGUUUUCAAAAUGCAAACGUUUACCAUUGGAUUAUAUAAAUAUUUUGUAUUAUAAAAUGUUUUUCUUUGCAUGGGUAGCGGGUUUCUUUACUCGAUUAUCUUGGCUGUUAUUAUCAUGUAUUAUACUUUUUGUUAA
This is a messenger RNA of Drosophila albomicans, 1199 nucleotides long. RefSeq names its product trafficking protein particle complex subunit 3 (gene Bet3). Gene Ontology annotation, cellular component: cytosol; cis-Golgi network membrane; TRAPP complex. Lineage: Eukaryota; Metazoa; Arthropoda; Insecta; Diptera; Drosophilidae. The coding region runs from base 94 to 630 and encodes 178 amino acids. The record is from RefSeq and is a predicted model, not a curated record. Gene Ontology annotation, biological process: endoplasmic reticulum to Golgi vesicle-mediated transport; intra-Golgi vesicle-mediated transport. The transcript has 3 exons.